AUGCCCCGCGCAGUUGAUGUCGAGCCAUCUCCUCAACGGGGUUCUCCGCCAAUGAAGCCGCGGGCACGUCACAGCAGCUCGCAGAGAUCGUGGCCUUGGGAGGGGGUUAUCGCGGACAUCACACAACUCUCGUGGGACAUCGCCAGGCAACUCCGCUGCAUUCGCGGCGGAGUGGCAAGAGGGGAAGACAGGCCUGCUCCGUUCCUCACACCUCCGAGCUCCGGCAUUGUGUAUACGAGUACAUUCGACCCAGGUCCGCCGAAGCUAAACCUGCCCUGA
Molecule: messenger RNA, 279 nt
Organism: Pseudogymnoascus destructans
Lineage: Eukaryota; Fungi; Ascomycota; Leotiomycetes; Thelebolales; Thelebolaceae
Exons: 2
Coding region: 1-279 (92 amino acids)
Source: RefSeq, a predicted model, not a curated record